AUGCUUGUGAGCUGUAGGUGAGCAUGCCCCCAAAUCAUAAAUAAAAAUAAAAAUAAAAAUGAAAAUGAAAACAUGCCCAUGAUUCCAUGAAGAUAAAAACCAGGCCUCUAUCACUCCCAAUAGCCUAACUCCACCAAACCAUUCAUCAUUUCAUUUCUGCUCUUUACCAUCUCCAACUCUGAUCUUAUUCUUUCUCUCUCUCUCUCUCUCUCUCUCUCUAAAACUCUGACAAAAUGUUAGAAGAAAAUGUAUCCUCCUCCACCAUGCCCUCUUCCAUCUGGGAAUCCAUGAAUAGCUGGUUCACCCCCACAGUUCUCUUCCUCCUCCUCAAUCUCAUGAUUGGCACCAUUGCCUUCACUUCCACGUUGACCAACCAAAAACAACAAAAGAAUCAAGAAAACCGACAACCUCAACAACCCAUGCUUGCUAGAUCCCCUUCUGUUCUUCAGCGCCUCAGAUCCAUCAAUUUCUACGCCUUCUCCAGACCCCAAGAAACCUCGCACUUCAAAUCACCCCCAGAUUCAGACAAUCUUGACCAUACCCAUCAACCCCAAAUCCUUGAAUCACAAACCCAUUACAUUUUUGGCCACACCCAUCAACAUACUCCCAAUCAGCCCACCCACUACAUUUUCCACCAAGAAAAUCACCAAGAAACUCCAACCCACUACCACUUUCAACAAGAAAAUCACUCCCAGUUUCUCAGAAAUCAAGAUAAACCUGAACAAACCCAUGCCCAUUUUGAUGCUCAGGAAGAGGAGGAGACGGAUGAGCUUGAGAGCAUGGACGAAGUGUACAGCCGGUUAAAGGGGAAGCAGGUGAACCGGUGCAAAUCUGACACCAAGCCAUCUUCCUGCGAGAUGCCGGCGAGGCUUCCGGCCAAGAUGAAGAAAUCGGCCAGCAUGAAAUCUGCGUUUAAGCACUUCGGAGAGAAAGUAGAGGACGUGGAGCCUCGCCGGCCGGCGACGAUGAGGGAAAGAGCGACGGAGGUGGAUCAUGAGGUGGACGCCAAAGCCGACGAUUUCAUCAACCGCUUCAAGAACCAGCUGAAGCUUCAGAGGCUGGAUUCCAUUCUUAGGUACAAAGAAAUGAUUGGCAGAGGGGCCGGAAGGUAAAUUUCAUAUUCUACAGGGACUGUUUUAUAAUAUCUAAUUCCUUUUGGGGCUCUUUCGUAAACCGUGAAAAGAUCAAUCUUUUUGACUUGUCGGUAGAACGGGUGCCACAAUUCUCUAAUUCUCCAGCUUUGUCCCCGAUGAUUUCACAAUCAUGUACACAUUAAUGGGCAUUCUAGUCAUUUCACUACUGCCAAGCAUUUAAUGGUUUUGUUUUGUUUUUUAUUUUUUGCUCAAAAUUUUGGGGAGUCUUUUGCGAAGAUAUUUUCAAUAGGGGGCUCAUUGUAUAAUUUCGCUAAUUUGAAUCUGGUCCUAUUGCUUGCUUUGACUCAAGCUUGUCUUUCUUUCUCUUCUCCAAUUGUUUCUCUCCA
Molecule: messenger RNA, 1480 nt
Organism: Ipomoea nil (Japanese morning glory)
Lineage: Eukaryota; Viridiplantae; Streptophyta; Magnoliopsida; Solanales; Convolvulaceae
Exons: 1
Coding region: 234-1112 (292 amino acids)
Source: RefSeq, a predicted model, not a curated record